CAGAGCGGACGGCGGCGGCAGCUCGGGCUCCGCGACGGGGGCUGGGAGAGGAACCGGCGGCGGGGACGUGCCCCAGGACGGCAGGAAAGCAUGGGCUGUGUGAGGUCAAAGGAAGCUGGUGUCCAAGACAAGAUGAAAAAAACUGAUCCUGACCCGGAUCCUGGCCCCACCAUCCUGCAGGGUCACUAUGUGAGGGACCCCACAGCCACCAACAAGAGAAACAAUAAUGUCCCCAGCAUGGCUGUGCCCCUGCCCGAGGAUGGCUUGGGGGACAGUGUGGUGUUGGCACUCUACGACUACGAGGCGAUGAAUGCUGGGGACCUCAGCUUCCAGAAGGGAGAGCGGAUGAAGGUGCUGGAGAAGUCAGGGGAAUGGUGGCAAGCACUGUCGUUGGUGACAGGACGUGAAGGCUUCAUCCCCAGCAACUAUGUUGCCCAAGUCAACUCACUGGAGACAGAGGAGUGGUUUUUCAAGGAUGUCAGCCGGAAAGAUGCAGAGCGGCAGCUCCUUGGCCCUGGGAACAUGAUUGGGUCCUUCAUGAUAAGGGAGAGCGAGACAACGAAAGGCUCUUACUCGCUCUCGGUGCGGGAUGGGGACGAGCUGCGGGGCGGGGCAGUGAAGCAUUACAAGAUCCGGACUCUGGACAGCGGUGGCUUCUACAUCUCCCCACGAAAUAACUUCAACACACUGAAGGAGCUGGUCCAGCACUACAGGGGUCAGAGCGAUGGUCUGUGCCAGAAGCUCACCCAUCCCUGCCGUGUACCCAAACCACAGAAGCCCUGGGAGAAGGAUGCCUGGGAGAUCCCUCGGGAGUCACUGAGUCUGGAGAGGAAGCUGGGAGCUGGGCAGUUCGGAGAAGUGUGGAUGGCCACCUACAACAAGCACACCAAGGUGGCGGUGAAGACCAUGAAGCCGGGCAGCAUGUCUGUGGAAGCCUUCCUGGAGGAGGCAAACCUGAUGAAGACACUGCAGCACGACAAGCUGGUGAAGCUGCAUGCAGUGGUCACCAGGGAGGAGCCCAUCUUCAUCAUCACUGAAUUCAUGGAGAAAGGGAGCUUGCUGGAUUUCCUGAAGACCGAUGAGGGGAACAAGCUGCCGCUCCCAAAGCUGAUCGACUUCUCUGCCCAGAUUGCAGAAGGAAUGGCUUUUAUUGAGAAGAGGAACUACAUCCACAGAGACCUGAGAGCCGCCAACAUCCUGGUGUCAGCAGUGCUGGUGUGCAAGAUUGCAGACUUUGGGCUGGCCAGGGUCAUCGAGGACACCGAGUACACGGCCCGGGAAGGUGCCAAGUUUCCCAUUAAAUGGACUGCACCAGAAGCCAUCAACUAUGGAUCUUUCACUAUAAAAUCUGAUGUCUGGUCCUUUGGGAUCCUCCUGACUGAAAUCAUUACCUAUGGACGCAUCCCCUACCCAGGGAUGUCGAGUGCAGAGGUGAUAAGGGCAUUGGAGCAUGGGUACCGGAUGCCCCGCAUGGCUAACUGCCCUGAGGAGCUGUACGACAUCAUGAUGAGGUGCUGGAAGAUCAGACCUGAGGAUCGUCCCACUUUUGAGUACAUACAAAGUGUUUUGGAGGAUUUCUUUACUGCAACAGAGAGCCAGUACCAGCAGCAGCCGUAGAA
This is a messenger RNA of Cinclus cinclus, 1619 nucleotides long. RefSeq names its product HCK proto-oncogene, Src family tyrosine kinase (gene HCK). Gene Ontology annotation, biological process: cell surface receptor protein tyrosine kinase signaling pathway; innate immune response; protein phosphorylation. The transcript has 13 exons. The record is from RefSeq and is a predicted model, not a curated record. Gene Ontology annotation, molecular function: ATP binding; non-membrane spanning protein tyrosine kinase activity; signaling receptor binding. Bases 91 to 1617 code for a protein of 508 amino acids. Gene Ontology annotation, cellular component: extrinsic component of cytoplasmic side of plasma membrane. NCBI's taxonomy places the organism in Eukaryota, Metazoa, Chordata, Aves, Passeriformes, Cinclidae.